Messenger RNA from Canariomyces notabilis, 1253 nucleotides. RefSeq names its product PEBP-like protein. Lineage: Eukaryota; Fungi; Ascomycota; Sordariomycetes; Sordariales; Chaetomiaceae. The transcript is spliced from 3 exons. The annotation marks the transcript as partial. The record is from RefSeq and is a predicted model, not a curated record.
CAAUGUUCCGAGCUGCGGGCCUGCUCGCCCUCGCCCUGGCCCUUGGGGUCUCGGCAGACGAUAAUGCUGUCAGUGUCAGCACGUUGGACUUCAAGAACAGAUUUGUGCAAUCAGGGAUUGUACCGGAGGUUAUCGCCGCGCUGGACCCUUCAGUAUCCUUCUACGCCAGCUAUAGGGCUGCGGAUGGCCACAACGAGCUGUUGGUGCCCGGCUCGAGCCUUAGCGUUUCCGAGGCAACAAUGCCGUUCGAGUUCAGCGUCGAGAACCUGAACAAUGCGACAAACAUUACCGCUCAGACGAGGUUCUUGAUCUACCUGCUGGACGCUGAUGCUCCGUCACGGAACAAUCCGACAGCAAGAAACCUCCGCCACUAUCUGGCAGGGAAUUAUACACGAACAGGAUCCAAUUCCACUGUUCUGAGUACCGCCCAGCUCCUUGGACUGCCAACCGGGCAGCAAGCAUUUACACCCUUCACGAACCCCAACCCGGCCCCGAACACGGGGGUCCACCGGUUUAUUUAUGCGCUCUAUACCCAGCCGGCCCGGUUCAACAAUGCAGGCUUUGAGUCUGUUGGAAUGGAAACCGAAACUUCAAACUGGAAUCUCUCGCAAUGGCGUACGCAGCUCGGGCUGGGGCCUGCAAUCGGCGCCACCUACUUCACCAUCGAUACAAGCGCGAACGGCGGUCAGGGUGGGAAUUCGACUGCGGGCACCGCCGGAGCAGGCGCCGCCUUCGGAACCAUCGUGUCUCCGUACCUGAUUGGUCUCAUAGCCCUUGCAACGACCUUGGGUCUGCAACUUCUUGUAUAGCCAAGGACUGGGCAUCUUGGUAUGGAGACAUCGGAGGAGGAUUCACCACCUUCAUCAUGGCAUGAUGUUGCGCUGCCCAUUUUGGCCUUGCCUUUGAGUCGUCAUGCGUAUGACCUCCUGGUUCCCGGAUGUGCAGCGCGGUCGCCGGUUGAUGGUCAAUCUAGCAAGGUCAAAACCGGUAGUGAGGCCUUAAAGCGCUUGAUUUACAUAGUCUAGUGCUUGAUGUCGUCCGGUCGCGGUUGACAUCGAACUUGAAGGUUGGUACUCCAUGGCAGGCAAAAGGAGCAGCAAUUUUCCAAGUCGGUGGCUGGAGAUUCUGGAAUCGCUAGGUUGUGUCGCGCUGCUCGUGACGGUCACGGUGUUCAACCCCCUAUCAAGAAAGUCAACAACCUCCUUGAACUUCAUACAAUUUAGGGAAGUGACUCUCAUUCACAGAAGACAACC